AUGAAGGCUUUGAUCCUACAAGGAUUCAUUUUGGCCUUUGCCAUUUGCUUCCAGCUCAGUGAGAGUCAGAAAUCAUGGCAGCAGACAAUAGAAAAGGUAAUCAACAGUCAACCCAUCCAAAAGUUAACUUCCAAGACAUCACAAAGCAAACUUUUACCUACACAGCUUGACAAACAACUUUCAUCCUUGUCUCAUCACUCUGCCUCACCUACCAACAGAUUGUUAUCACCCUUCAAUGCUCAGAGUGUAAAGACUGUACUUUCUGAUGUUGGCUCAAAGGUUAAAAAGGGAGUUGAACAUUUAUCUUCACAAUUUAGGAAAUUAAGUAGAAAGAGAAGAUCUGACCGGUCCAGGCCGGUUAACAGACUGGUAAAACAACCUAAGAUUAGAUCAGCUACUCAAAUACCUAAACGCAGAAAGAGAUCUUCAGAAUCCUUGAAAAGGACCCAGUCUAAACCAUGCAGAAAACAACCAUCUAAGCUAGAAAAGAAAAGACAAAAGGUAACGGAAAAUUUGGCACGUUCUACGAAGGCUAUUAAAAUAAAGCUCACAAAAGAUAAAUCUGUAAUAUCACCCAAGAGAAAGCAAGCCUCCCCUAAGUCCAGAAAGGAAAAACGACAGCAAAGGAAAGAGCAGAGAGAGGAAAGACGACAGCAAAGGAAAGAGCAGAGAGAGGAAAGACGACAGCAAAGGAAAGAGCAGAGAGAGGAAAGACGAGAGCAGAGAGAGGAAAGACGUCAGCAAAGGAAACAGCAGAGAGCUGCUUCAAGGGCUGUAAAGAAAGAGCUUAGGGAGAUUACAUCUAAACUGGCACUUCUGAAAAAGCAAACAUCAUUUGUCAUAAAUAAUAGCUUAGGUAAAUCCAAGACCAGACACCCCAAACUCAACGAGAAAAGCACACUUGAAACCUUUGAAGAAGCAAAGAAUCUACUUUCCUUAGCAGAGGAAAUCUUCAAUGCAUCUAUGAGGGGACAACCAACACCUGCUCAGAUAUUGUUGUCUUCACCUAAUUCAAUGAUUUCUAGUACCAGUGCAGGACCUGCUCCCACUAAGAGUUCAACCACAGCCCCGGUGAUUAGCACUACUACCUUAGUACCAUCAACCACUACCUCAGCAACAGAGACUACAUCCACAAAGCCUUCAGAAGAUUCCACACAUACAGGUACUUCCUUUAGUCCUACAACUUCGGCCUCUGUCUCUACCACUAUAUCUGCUUCUACCUCAGAGGUCUCAGAAACUGAAGCAAACACCGAAGAUAUGACCACCACCCAAGCUAUGGAUGGUUCUACCACUCAAGCUGCCUCUAAAACUUCAACAAGCAUAAGUACCACACCUCGUGUCACCACUACAAACACCACCUCUGUGCUUACUGGAGACAAAUCUAAAACAAAUUUCACUACUCAAGGGAUUGAGGCCACCACCAGUGGUAGCACAUUGUCAUCAACCAGCAAGGCCACAUCUCUUGCUCCUGCCACUACAAAAAUACCCACAACAUCUGCCUUUGUUUCUGUUGGUUCUACCAGGAAUGCAUCACAAGGCAUCACAUCUGCAUCACGUUCUACUAGUAGUGCACCUAUCACUGUCACAACUACAAAAAACGUGACUACCACAUUAGUAACUACAACUGUCACUCAAACAGCAAAUAACACAAGCAAUGAAACUACAACCCAAGUGCAUGUAGGAACCACUAAGUCAACAACUGGCACAACUUCUGUAGCCAUAUGA
Molecule: messenger RNA, 1725 nt
Organism: Mus caroli (Ryukyu mouse)
Lineage: Eukaryota; Metazoa; Chordata; Mammalia; Rodentia; Muridae
Source: RefSeq, a predicted model, not a curated record